AUGGCAGUCCCUUGUUCUCUUGUGUCCCUCUGGACCUCUCCCUUUCCUCCCCAGAGCGUGCUGGUUGAGCCGACGUCGGGCAACACGGGCAUCGGCUUGGCGUUCAUAGCAGCGGCGAGGGGCUACAAGCUCGUCCUCACCAUGCCCGCCUCCAUGAGCCUCGAGCGCCGCGUGCUGCUCAAGGCCUUCGGGGCCGACCUCGUUCUCACGGACCCUGCCAAGGGUAUGAAGGGCGCUGUGGCCAAGGCGGAGGAGAUUGUGAAGGGCACCAAGAACGCCUACAUGCUGCAGCAGUUUGAAAACCCCGCCAAUCCCAAGCUUUGGAAGGCGUUUGGGGCGGACCCGGUGCUCGCAGACCUGUUGGGGACCCGGUGCUCCGGGACCUGA
Messenger RNA from Closterium sp. Naga37s-1, 387 nucleotides. The record is from the annotation of a GenBank genome assembly. NCBI's taxonomy places the organism in Eukaryota, Viridiplantae, Streptophyta, Zygnematophyceae, Desmidiales, Closteriaceae.